Molecule: messenger RNA, 1516 nt
Organism: Paralichthys olivaceus (Japanese flounder)
Lineage: Eukaryota; Metazoa; Chordata; Actinopteri; Pleuronectiformes; Paralichthyidae
Source: RefSeq, a predicted model, not a curated record
AACUCUGGCAGGGAGUGGCUGGGAGAGCCACACUGUUUUCUUUAGGACCAGGGCUGGGGCAGAGGGCUGCACAGUGGACACUGGUGAGGGGUCUUGACAAGUCACUGACCUGAGGACUGUAAGCUGAGGAGAGAGGUGCACAGAGGAGGAGAUUUUACGCCGGAGUCAUGAGGGUGGGAGCUGCAGCCUUGGCUGGAGGGAUUUUUGGGGCAGUGGGGACCCUGUGUUUCCUCCUGGCCUUUGGUACAGACUACUGGCUGGUGGCCAGUGACAACUGUGGACCACAUACAUGGCCGACGCAAACAACCCAGCCAGGGGGGAAAGAUGUCAAUGGGACUGAGGUAGGACAGAUCCCGUCAGAAGUGGAACCAGUCCCUGUUCCUCAGAGGUCGCUCACCCUCCACCAUGAGGGCUUCUUCUGGCGCUGUGUGUUUCAGGUGGAGCCUGCAGCACAUGCAGUCAUGGCCACUCUCUUCACGAACCAGCCAGAGUCCAAGGUGUGUAGCCAUGGUUACCUGUUCCCUCUACCUGUCGCACUUGGACAGGUGCCUCAUCCAAGUUAUGACGCCACAGCAGUGUUUCGGGGUUUCUGGACCGUGCUGAUAAUCCUCGGGCUGGUCUCAGCUCUGACUGGAGGCUUCCUCCUGGUCUGUGGUGUCCCCUUCAUCAGCCCCCAACUCUACAAGCUGGGUGGAGCCUUCCUCAUCGCUGCUGCCUGCUUGUUCCUGUUCAUGCUGCUGCUCUACGUCCUGUGGAUGGAGGUGGUGGACGUGAAAAGCUACGUCCUGCAGGAGAGGGGAGAGGCCUGUCCAGACGCCAAGGUUUCUGUGCUCUACGGCCUGUCGUUCAUGGUGGCGGCGGCUGGCGUGCCCCUGGAGCUCGUCUCUGGGUUGGUUUUCAUGCUGGUGGGCCGGGCGCUGCGUGCCAGCAAGUGAGCUCACCAUCUGGCCCGGAGGAGAAGAGCGGACUGACCUUUUUAUGUCCUGCACUGGGAGUCAAUGGCACACAUGUGGGAUGUAAACACCCACUGGAAACACACGACCAACAUUACUGCAUCAUCCUUUUUGGAUGUUAAUCCGCCUGCGGCCAGAGACACUGGUUUGGUGUUGCUGUUUUCUGUCACUUGCUUUGCUUUAUUUCCAUAAAAAUCACCAGUUACACAAGAUGUCAGCAGUAGGGUUUAUUGAUGUAAACAUGAUGUGCUACUCACAUAUUAAGGAGCAGUAUAAAAUAUGCUGAGACUCUUUUUUUUUUAAGCAAAACUCUGAGAAAAUAAAUAUUUCUUCUGCUCAACUGCAUCCUUCAGUAAUUCUGCCAACUGCUGCUUUUUAUUGAUGCUGCGAAGGAUGAUUCCACAGAGCGGAAGGUGAGGUACGCAUGGGUGAGCCAGCUGUGUCCCCCCCUGUCCUGGUUUUGGCACACGAUCAGAGUGGGCUGUAGCCGGAGCAGAGUGAGGUGGGAGGGAGGAGAGGAUGUGGACUGGAAACAGAAAGGGCAGGGUUUGGAUAGAGGGGUG